Molecule: messenger RNA, 13579 nt
Organism: Amoebophrya sp. A25
Lineage: Eukaryota; Dinophyceae; Syndiniales; Amoebophryaceae
Source: the annotation of a GenBank genome assembly
UUCUACUUUGAUCGACCGCCAAGGCAGCUCAUGUAUAGAGAUGAGAGAUUUGCAAUAUCGCUAUCAGUUUGUUGGACUGAUAAGCUCUUGCUUCCUUGUCCGCUUUCUUUGAGCAGUAAACAAAUGUAAACCAAAAAAGAUGAGCAGUGUUGAUAUUAUCUUUCGUUCUCACAACUUUCUGCCGGGAAAGUGGUCGAUUGUGUGCGUCGGUUUUCGACUAUAGACGAUACUCAUGGAGACAUGGCCACCAGCUGCAACGAGUAACUCGCUGGAGGCACAAAUAAGGAAGUGGUGCUACACGAUGAGCAAAAUCAAAACUGAAACGAUGGAUCACAUCCCCGGUCUUGGGACAUGCGAGUGCUUGCGCAUGGAGCGCAGACUACGAUCGCAGAGUAGCAGCAAGACCGUGCGUCACGGCUGAUUUUCUUCUUUUCCGAUAGAAGCGAGGCUUUUUGUUUUUCAGCUGUGAGGAGCAUCCGCAGCACCUCCAAAACAUAGUAGACGACCUUUCGUAGAGGCUGCUUCGCCGUGGCGGAAAGCUUUCGUCACAGAUAUAUUAUAGAGUUUGUUAUUUAGGAUAGCCUCAACUUGUUGAUGAUUCUGCUUCUGAAAUAAUACAUUGUUUGAGGAUCUGGGCACGUACUUACUCAGACAACGAACAAACAAAACAGUCAGGGCUGAGACCAGCGCAGAGCGACUCACGAUAGAGAGACGCGCAUGAGAAUCGACCAGAUCGAUUAAUCGGUAAGAAACCGAGGGCGGGUCGGUAGUGUUCUGUCAUUUUUUUGGUAGUGUCACCCGGACAGGCUGAUCGCGUCGGGCUUGGGUGGAGCUUCAGCUCCGCCCCUUCUGUGCGUGUGAAGCUUGCUGCGGGCGCGCGUGUGGGCUAUCUGCUCUCCCAGAGAAUGGGGGCGGGCUUGGGCGUCUGGUCAGUCUCUCUCCUUGAUUGUGGCUGGGGUGCCGCGUCGGUCGGUGUGUUCGUUACUCACUGCGUGCGCGUCGGUUGAGCAGUUGCCAGGCCCGCUGACUGCGUCCACGGGUGUGGGUCGCGCUACGUACCUACUUUCUUACUACCAAGCUAGGGAGGUGGGUACGUAGCCAGCCGGCUAAGCUUUCCCGGCGUUGUUGGUUUGCUUGGUGUUUGUUGGUCGGCUUUCUGAGAGAGUCCGCUGACCGUUGUGUCUGUUUUGCGCUCUGAGUUAGCACGUUGCCGCUGGUGUCUCUGAAAGUAAGGCGAAGAGCCCUGAGUCGCGGACAGGCUGUCAGGCUGACCGUCGGCCAGCCUUGCUCGCUGCUUUUCUUCUUGUUUUGUCUCUUUGGAACGAAGAAGACAGAGGGCCCAGCUUGUUAAGAUAGAAGCAAGCUAGCGCAUGGGCCUGCUAGCUUCGUUCCUCCCUUGGUGUGCGUCGGUCUGUCUAUCACUCAGCGCCGCGUCGGCUCGUUUGCUUUGGGGUGUUUCUUUGCUUUGGUUUACUUCUUUGGCGAUGGAUGUUCAUUAUCUGUCGGCGCUGAUUCUUUCACGCAUUCACUGCAACGCGUGCAAGGAGGACGGGCCCCGCGCUGGCUUGUUAGUUCGUCUGCUUGGGUUUCGAGGGGGUUUCUUCGUCUGCCGUUUCUUGGUUCACGUUCAAAGCCAAGCAGAAGGAUAGAUGGGCCCAUCGCUUGGGUUCAUGUUUCGAGUGUUUGGGCAUACUAUGCGUGGCCCCUCUGCGCCUCCUGUGUUUGUUUGCUAUCUCUGUAUCAGACAGAUACCCACAGGACAGAGCCAAUCGAUCUGGCGACGGGUCUGCCGGCUCGAAGUUUGCUUGUUUUGCAUGUCUGUCUUGGUUUCGAAUAUUUGGCUAUGCGUCGACGAGUCUGUCGGCUAGACGUUUGCUUGUUUUGCAUGUCUUUCUCUGUUUCGAAUAUUUGGCUAUGCGUCGACAAGUCUGUCGGCUGGACGUUUGCUUGUUUUGCAUGUCUCUCUUGGCGUCGAAUAUUUGGCUAUGCGUCGACGAGUCUGUCGGCUGGACGUUUGCUUGUUUUGCAUGUCUCUCUUGGCGUCGAAUAUUUAGCUAUAUGCCGACGGGUCUGCCGGCUAGACGUUUGCUUGUUUUGCAUGUCUUUCUCUGUUUCGAAUAUUUGGCUAUAUGUCGAGCGACGCGUCUGGCGGUUCGUUGCCGUUUGCGGGUUUUGUGUGUUCUAUCUUCUCUUUUUGGAAUCUUUGAGGAUACAGCGGGCGGGUCUGGCGCUUGGCUGUUUGUAUCUGUGUGGGCUUUUUCGCUAGUUAUGGGCGUGUUUGUGCAGCUACUUACAUUCAGAGCCAGCCUGCCCGCACGGCGGGCGGGGUCGGCUUCCUUGCUUGUUUCUUUUCUGCUUGCUUCGGUUUCUUACUUUGCCUUGGUUGUCCUUUUAUUUCGUCAGGAUUUAUUUUAUUUAGGUUAAGCUAGCUAGGGGCGCAGAUUGAUAGCGCGCGCGUAGCGUAGCGUCUGCGUGCGUGGCUCGGGCGGGGUUAGUUACUUACUUCCUGAGUUCUUUUUUUCUUGGCGAAGCUUGCUGGUCGCUCGCUGCCGGGUGUGUGUGGGAUUCGUUGUCUGAUAGAGUGCGUGGCGAGGCUUCGGCGGUGUUCAGCCAGUCUGUCGGCGAUCGCUGGCUUGUGAGCUGUGUGGGGACGGUAUGUCUGUAAGUUAGUAUGGAGCUCGCCUGGGCUCAGUCAUGCACUGGCAGAGAGACUGGCGGAGGCGGUGCGCUGUGUCUGUUGGUUCUUUGCUUCUAUCUUGCGCUGGGUCUUGCUUUGGCUGACUGUGCCAUAGUUGGUUUGUUUGUUAGUUCUGUCUUUUUCGUGGUUUGUUGGGCAUCUAAUGCCAUGCGUCAGUCGAUCCACCGGGGGCGGGGGGGUCUUUCUAUCUUUCUUUGGCUUUGUUUGUUGUGUAUUCGGUGCCCAAGUUCAGUCAGCUGGGAUGCGUGGGCAAUCAGUCUUCCUUCCGUCCUUGCCUCCUUGCUUGUCACUUAGUUUGUUAGUUACAUUCGUGCUUUCUUUCUAUCAAUCUACUCACUACCGCAAGGACUUCUUAGAAUGAAAGAGCAAGCCUGCGCCGAUCUUUGUGGCUUUGUUCCGUUCUUUCUCUCAGUUUUUUCGGCGAGUGAGUCAGGCUGGCGGCCGCUCAGCCCAGAGAGAGCGAAACGCGUAGGCACGCACGGCGCUCCCUCGCGCGCUGCGUCUCUCUCUCUUAGUUUGUCUGUGAAUGUGCGCGCCUCGCUUGGAACUUUCAAGGAGCGAGCGACGGAGCCGGGGUCGAUGGACACUGUGACAGACUGCCCUGGGCACAGAGAAAAAAGGGAAGCACCUGGAGGAGCUGGCAGCCACUGACGCGUGGGCAGGGCUUGGGCCUCAUGCGUCCACCGCUGCGCUGGCUUUUGUUUCAUUCUCUGCAUGUUCGUUCGCUUCUUUCGCUCGUCUUUUCUAUCUCUCUUGCUCAAACCAAAGCUAGCGCGCCGGGCCUUUCUGCCUUGUGUUCUUCCUUCUGUCUCUCUGUCUGUCGAUUCAUUCAUUCACUGUCUGAGCGCGGGCGAGGGAGUGUGUGAGUGAGUGGGUAUUUAUAUAUUAGUGAGAUUGAUUGAUGGGUCGGCCGAGGGGCUCGCUGUCUUGUUUGUUCGUUGUGGAAAAUUCGCAGAGACUCAAAGAGCGCGCUUCUCUAUGUAACUAUAUAUCGACGGACUGCUACCAACCUUCCUAGCAAAGCGGAGCAGGGUGGGAGGCCGAUAGCUAGGCAAGGCUGCGCUGUGUGCGUCUGUCUCUUUGUGGGUAGCUGCUACCUAGCUACCUGGGGGGGUGGUUGUUUGAGUGUAGUGUCUGUGAGUCAGUCUCCCUGUGGUAGGUUGGUGAGCGGCGGCGGGCCAAACUACCUAGCAAGGUGCAGGGGCUCAAGUCGCUCAACGAACCAUCCAAGAAAGAAGGCAAGGCGCCUGCCCUCUCUUCCUCUCUGUCUCUCUCUCUCUCUCGCUCUCACUCUCUUUCAGAAUGAAAGUAAGAAAUUAAAAGGGCUGGCGUACUCACUUUCUUCGACUAAGAGAAGAAGGCCCACGCCUGUGCCUGCCUUCGUGUUUCUUUGUACUGUAGGUUCCAAGCCGUUCGCUGGGAGCAGCGAGCAGCCUGCAGGCUACUAAUAAGCUUCAUGAGCUCCCUAGUUAUUAAUUUAUAGCUAGCGCGUGUGUGUGAGCUCGCUGCGAGGGAGAGAGUGUCGCGUGCUCACUCUUUUGAUCCAUCUGAACCUCCGGGAAGGAAGUUGCGGAGGGCUUCGCAUCUAUUGCCUAGCAGCCUCUCCCAUUCUGGGGAGCUAGCUUGGCGCGCAGGCUGGGCCGAUUCUUUUAUUCACUCAUUGACUCUGUCACUUAGUUACUCAUUGUUUGUGUCAGUCUAUCUUAUAUAUUGCCUGCUUGGUUGUUGGUAGCAGCUCACUUGACCUGGGUGGUAGGGUGGGGGGGUUUCUUUGCUAGCAAGGUGACGGACUAGCGGCGGAGGGCGUAGGCGUGUGCGGUCUCUCUCUGCUCUCUCUCAAUGCAAGCGCCCGGCAGUCGUGGGGCUUCCGCUUCGGCGCUGCGUGGGUAACUGGGUGAAGGCGUUGGUUCGCUGUCUCUCUGUCGACGCACUUGCUCGGCUUCGCCUUGCUCAGGCGGGUGGCUUGUGUUGUCUGCGUGGGCCAAGGGAUGGCGGACGCGUUGCUUGGCGCUUUGUUCCCUCUCACUCUCCUGGCCCCCGUGUGGGUCCCUCCGUCCGUUGCAAGCAUGGGAGGGACGGAUGCCAGCCACCUGCGUGCUUGGCUGGCAGUCUGUUGAGCUGGCUCAAGCGCGGAGGCUGUCGGGGGGUGUGUGUAAUUUCUCCUGUGGGCUUUCUUACAUACUCAGGCCCUGCGGAGGCUGGUGGCUAAGUAUGUAUGUAAGUAAGAAAGUAACUAACUAAGUAACUUACUUCCAUUCAGUCUCUCUGUCUCCCUCGGAGACACUCUGACUGUCUCAGCUCUGAGUGGGCCACCGUUGUCAGCGUCAGCGGAUGGCCCCCCGCCUGCCGCACCGACGGGGGCAGCUUUGUGCCUGUUUGUUAGUUUCCGGGCGUGCCUCAUGCAGCACCCCCCUGUCAGUCCACGCGCACCGGCCUGGCUUCGAUGGAAAGUAAGACCGACGGACCAGCGACCUUGCCUGGUGGGCAGUCAUUUUAGGAAUAGAGAGGCGGCCACUUAGAUAAGGACCCGCGUGCCUAAGAAAGCGCGGGUCGCUGAGCGAGGUCGGCCCGCUCUCUCUGUCUCUCUCAGCUUGCUCGCGAUGAAUGUCGUCAGUCAGACAAACAAUGGGUGCGCGUGCGUUUAUUUGUUUCUUCAUCCAUCGGUGGCGCGUGCUCUGCUCUGCAGGUGGUGCGCGUCCGUGUGCGUGCGUGGUGUGAGUAUUCAUUGUCGCGGCUGGAUGCUCGUGGCGUGGGGGGGCCGGCGUGCGUGCCAGCCUGCGCGGCGAUGUGUCACGCACAGGCUCGCUCGCUUGGCAUCUAUAUGCACUCGCCAACUCUGCGCCUGAGGUCGUGCGCCUGUCACUCAGUCAGUCAGACUUCUCCCUCUUCUCCCUCGGGUUCGAGGGAGUAGCGGAGGGAAGGCUUCCUUGGGACCGAUGGGGCCUGGUCGGUGCUAUGAAUCGGACCGGCGUGCGUUGCUUGGCUGGGCUGAGUCUGUCACGCAGUGGCCGACGGGUGGGCGCCACUGGGAGGCAGGGCCAAAGGCUUGGCAGGCUGAGGGAGACACGGAACGAAGGAUGGCUGCCUGUGGAUGGGCUGGCCUGAGAUAACAAAAUAGAGGGGCGGGCACGUGCCAGCCUGGUCGCAGUACUUACGUACAUUCAUAGAAGGAACGAAGGAAGCCGCUGGACUCCAACUGGGUGCCGAACGAAGGAAGGAGAGGACGCGCGCAAGCAGGGCCAGAGCCCAUGGCCCGCCUGGCUUACUUACUUAGAACCAACUGGGGGCCGGCAGCUGUCUGAGUUCCGUCCGUCAGCCUUGCUGUCGUUCUUUGCUUGUCAGUCUAUCAACCUCGGAGGGGCUCUUGCAGUCAGGGCCGGGGUCACUUUGUUUCUGCGUGUAGGGCUAGCAAGCUUGUCGGCUUGCGGCGUCGGUCUCUUUGAUUCGCUUACUGAGUGGGUGCGGGCUCACUCUCUUCAAGAGUCUGGACUGAGGGCCGAGAUUUCCGCGACGAAGGGAGCGCGCCGGGCUUGCUUUGUUCUGAACGGUUAUUGUAAAUAUGUAUGUCUUCGCUAUUGAUGACAGCUGGGGGCUUGCGUUGGUUCUGUUAGUCUUUCUCAGCAGGGAAAAAAACUGAGCCAGGCGCGGCUGCUUGCAGCGGUCGGGCCUGCUGUGAGUGUGCCAGCCUCCUUGCUUGCUUGCUUUGUUUCGUGUGUUGGUUUCUGUGUGGCUUCGCUCUGUCUCUUUGUGCUGCGGCGCGCUUGGUUUCAUGCUUCCCCCUGCGCCGUCGGUUGCUAGCCAGCGGCUCUCUACCUAGUAAGUUAGGUUAGAUAGUAAGUUAAUAGACACACACUCACAGAACGAAGGCGCCAAGCAAUCAAAGCGACCGAGCCAGAGGGCUCGGCGCGUGCUUAGUGAAAAAAAUUCAUCGCGCAUCUCUUUGCUAGCUUGCUUCGAGGUUAGAUUCUUGCGGAUUUAUGAAGCAGGCAUAUUCUUUCCAUCAAACUAACCAAACCAGGUUGUGCCGCUUGCCAGCUUUGGCUGAAGCUGGCUCGCGAGGCUGCGUGAGGAAUAGACUUGCAGGGCGUGCUUAUUUUGCUGGUGGUCUUUGAUUUUGUUUCUUUCUUUCGCCAGCCAAUUUCUUCGCGAGCAGAGAAGGAACCAACGACACGGAGGGCCGCCUGGGGCUGCUCUUGGCUUUUGCAGGUAUUUUCUGUCGUUGUUCGUUGGUAGUAGAAAGGGGCUUGCGAAUAUGUGCGCAGCGAUGGCGAGGCCCUAAGUAAGGGCUACGGGCUUGCUUGCUUCCUUGACUGACGCAGCGGAGAAAGCCUGUCCCGAACGAAGGGACGGAAGCAAGGAGGCGCACACACUGCGCGCGAGCACGCAGCCAGCGAAGGACAGGGCCGGCUGCGCUUGCCGUCUGCGUCUUCGCGUCCGUUGUGGCUCUGUGUGUGGUCUUCUGUCUCCUUCGCUCCCUCGAGCAGGGGGCCGCGCUUGCUUUGAGUGAAGGACCUGCGGAGGGAAGGGCUUGCUCGUUGUGGGUCUUUCUCUCUCUCAAACAGGGCGCGCGCUUUUCUUGAGCUUGAGGAGGAUCGAUGGAGGUGGAGGGCUUGCCAGCCUGCAGCAGGAGGCUGCUCGCGCUUGCUUUCCUUCGAGAAUGCGGAGCGGUGCGGGCUUGCUGCUCUUGCUUCUUUGAAGCUCGUUGCUUGGCAAACUGAGUGGCUCUGUCGGUUCCUCGAGUUUAGUUAAGUCAUUACAUGACUGAAAGGAUGGACGGGGCGCGCGAAUGGAGACUCGUCGAACGAUAGGGAGGCGCUGCCUGGCGGGCCGGUAGCUAGCUUGGCGACCGAAGAAGGUGGCAAAGAUGAAGACGCUGGCGAAGAUUUAAUUACUUCGCGGAACUUGCGCUGGCUCUAUCUUGCCUCCCUGCGCGCAGCCAGGUCACUGCAGUCGGGCAAGCUGGUGGCGGGCUGGCCUUUGUCUGUCGGGUCGCGCAACGAGCUCGCCGCCAAGACUUGACUCUCUCGGGCGCGUUUUUAUUUUCAAGGAAGCGGAGGCGGCGGGUGAGACGUUGGCCGCUGCGCCGGAAGUUCACUCUUUUAAUUGCAGCGCCGGACGAACCAGCGAGGAACGCUCCAAAGGAGCAGCGGCGCGGUCUGUCAGUGCGGAGGAAGUGAGGCGGCGAACGGGCUGGCAUCUGCCCGCGCUUGCCGUUGGUGGUGCGAACGAGUCGCGACGGAACCAACGAAGCGCAAGCAUGUCGCUGGCGGAGGAGCGUCUUAGCUCGCUGGCGCUGUCUUUCUUGCUUCCUAAGCGCUGCUGUGUUUGUAUAUUAUAUAUAUAUCGGGGACGGGGAGGGCCGGCGCCAGCUUGCUUGACGGAGGGGGCUGCCUCCUCGCCUUGCUCAGCGAGUCUAUUACAUUCGUACUCACUGACCCGCCCAAUGGGCUCCGCCGCCAAGGCAAGCCGCCUGCCUCCAUUGAUUCAUUGUUUGCGUGCGUGCUAGCUUGGCAGUCGGCUUCGGCCGCUGGGCUUCCUUGUUAGUUCUUUCAGGUCCGUCGCUCGGUCUGUCUCUCUGUCGGCGGCGCUGGUUGGCUCGCUUUCUUUGUGCAGCUGCGCGCGUUCGCUGCGUGCGUGCCCAGACUCUGGCAGGCAGAGCGAGGGCGUGGGUGAGUCUGUCUGUCAGUGGGUGGGGCCUCCUUGGUUGUUGGUUCUUUCGAUCGUUCGCUGGCUGCGUGGGGUCGGUCUGUCAGUUUGUCGUUUGUUAGUUUCAGAAACCUUCUUUCAUUCUUUCAUCGGGGCGAGUCAGUCUGUGUGUCGCGUUGGGGUGCGGGUCGGUAGGUUGGUUUGUUCCAAGCCAUUGAUUGAGUGAUCCAAAGGGGGGCGUGGCUCAGAGUCGGUGAGACAUCCCGCGUGCUUGCCAGGCGUUGAAAGCAACAUACAUACUCGCAGUAGCAAUGUUUUCAUUGACUUGCGAGGCGCGUGGGUCGUUGGCGCAUACUUUAAGUAACUUAGCGCUAGCUUGCUUGUCAGGGUGUCCGUUUUUCUAACUAUCUAUCAGUGUGUCUUACUUUGUUAUCAAUUUGUGCGUCUACGCAUCUAUCUCAGCAUGUUCAAUGAUAGUGUUAGUUAGUUUCUUCUUGUGUGCUUAUCUAUCGCUCAGUCAUGGUUAGUGACUUACUGAUUGCUGCUUCUUUGCGAUUCAUAGCUGGGCCAAUGAAUUUAUUGUGUUGAAAAAUGAGGGUGCUGCAGCGUUCUGCGAACUUCUCGGCUUGGUUGUCUAGUUCGUUCGCGGGUGGUGUCUCUGGUUCGUUGUGUCUUUUGUUUGUUGCGUAGGGGCCUUGUUCAGGGCGUAAGAAAGGGGCUGCCCGCGAGGGUAUGCUAGCUUAGUCUGAAUUCUGAAAAUUUGGUUAAGCAUAGAUCAUAGCUUCUGUCUCUUCGUGGUAGGUAGACUGCAACUAAGGGGCAGACAAUGAGUCUAGCUAACUAAGCAGCUGUGUAGUAGCUAGCUAGUUUGUGCUUGUAUGUACUGAACUAUUUAGUUUUUCAGAAAUAUCUCUCCUGCUUUUUACCAUUGCUCCAGGUCUAUCAUGGCGCGGAGGAGGAGAAAGUCUGAAGAUCAGAAGCGACUGGCGCUGGGGUCGCUUCGCGCCUUACUUAAAAAAGGAUCGGAUCUGCAAAAGCGUGCGAUUCAAUAUGUGCGAGGACUUUUAAACGCAGCAACGCAGGAAAGCCUGCUGCAGGGUCAUCUUGAUCAUCAGCCGACGGUUUACUACCAUGAAACAGAUGGCAAAGAACUGAGAGUCAGCAGGACGAUUGACAUUUUGGGUGAUGGAACAAUGAAAACGACAUUGCCCGACGCAAUGCAUGGCUACCCAAUUACACUACAGGCGUGGCAAACAACAAAAGCGCAGUCUGUAGAUGAAAUUGUUGCAGAUCGUGAGCUGGUGAGUAGCGCCUUGGUCUCAUUGACCGGGCAGCCGCGCCAAGGAGCACUUUCGCAGAUGCAUAGAAGAGUAGUUUCAUCUAGUCGCGGCGAUUAUGGUGGAGCAUCUUCUAGCUCUUCGACGUUCAGUAGUGGUGGUAGUGUGUCUUCAUCUGGAAAAUGGUACAAAAAGUUUGCGUAUCACUUCCCGAUUAUGUGGACUGACAUGAAAGGGCAAGGCGCAACUGCAGGAGCAGCUUUGAGAGGCAUCGUAAAGCUGAUUGGUAGUGCUUUAGGUCUUCUGCAAGUACCAGUCAAAUUUCCGAUCAUUUGGUAUACGAUUUAUGACGCGGGAGGGCCUAUGCGACGGCUAAACAAGUUGUGGAGAGGACUAUGGGCAAACAACGACAUGGUUCUGGAUUUGAAUAUGGACUGCUGUCAACAUCAGUUGAGCCUCUCUGGUAUAGAAGGAGCUGAAGCUUACUUAGCCGCGAGGGGCCUAUGGAAUGCAGAAGGCGACAGCAAAUCACGACACAAGGCUUUUGGGACCUUGAUUUACACCUUAACAACAACUCUGAAAAAGCGGUCUGCGGAGAUGUUAGGUGAGAUAGACGAAUGGGUAACAAUAACGAAACCAAGUAGUAGCGAGCAUCUUCAAACCUUGCAGCAGAGGCAUGACGAACUGCAUCACUUCUUUGCGUUUUUGGGCAUCGAUAUGUUCGACGAGGAAGACGUAGAAGGUCUUGGUCUGGUAUGGGUAGAUCAAAAGUAUUACGUCACAGGACCUGCGCGUUUGAGUAAGACCGACGAGGAGCUGCGCCGCAUGGUAGUCCGGGUACUCGCAAGGAUGGUCCGGCGGCGGAUUCAAAAGCCAGCAUUUAAUCGCUGGUUUACAGUAGAGUCCUGCCUGCAGGCGUUACUGGCGAUCGAUUGCUUGGGUCUCGCGGCUCUCUUCAAGGACGUAGUUCUACCACAUACAUCACAGGAAGGAGAAAUUUGGAGUGGAGAGCGUUGGGUCAAUGCGAGUAACUGGGGCAAAUGUUGGGCAGCAGCAAAAUUAUUUUCUCUUGAUAUUCUGCUGAUAACCUCUAUGCUACUUCCGACUGCCGCCAGAUUGUAUGCUGGACGUCCGUGGGAUGCCCUGUCGCAGCACAAAGACGCCGGGGAAGACUUUGGCUUGAUGCUCGAGAACUACCCCAUGUAUAUUAGAGUUUUAUUGCGGUGGAGUAGUAAUGCUGAAGUACAUGCUGGAUACGAGGUAGUAACUGGGGCGGUAGCGAGUCACCAAACAGGAUGGCGUCGGCUUCUGAAGGAAGUCGGAGGAUAUCCGCAUCUUCUGUUGGAGCAUGUACAGUCAAGAAGCAACUUCACGACGGCUUUGGCAAGAUUUGUAGCGUUGCCAGACGACGACCCUCUUCUGCAUGUGUGUAAUGGGAAUUUCAAUGCAAAGGUCAGAAAAUGGUUGCGGACGACGAAUGCUGCAGAACUCGAAGGAGCAUAUGAGUACUUGCGCCAGCUUUUGUUGCUGUGGAAAGAGACAGUGGUGCUGACAAUUACGGCACCGAGUGAAUUUAUCUCGAGUUAUACUCUUUCAUAAGUUGGAUAAGGGUGUGGGUGUGGCAAAAAGAAAUCUACUCUGUGGACAUCUUUAGGGCCAGGAGCUCCGUCCAACUUUUCAAAGUAUUACUUGGAUUGAAAAGCACUAUCUUCUAACCUCUGCAACCGAUCCGAGAAUGCGCAUAGUAUCACACAACGCAACUCACGAGCGCCAAAUCCACCCUCUUGUUCCACUUUAUGCGCAAGUUUUGGGGCCGAGACGCUGGAUCGCUUGGCAACACCAGCAGAAAAGGCUCCACGCUGCAAGGCUCUAAAAAACGUGGAAAUGAUGCGGGUGCAGGGAGUUUAUGCUGCGGAUCAAGUUCGGAAAGAGCGGGAGUCGCGUGAACUGAGGGGCGACGACCAUAUGACAGAAGGUCAACUUCAUUCGACUUUUUCAAGAGGGGUGAAGAAGUGGAAAACCCUUGCGUCAGCAGAAGAUGAGACUAGUAGAAACACCGCUGAGCAGUACAGGAAACUACUAUUGGACCGGAAGAUUGAAGGAGGGCGCUCGAAUCUUGAGAAGCUUGCUGAGUGGGAAGAGAAGCUCCGCGUGUACAUGGGCAAGGAAGAGGUUGUAACCAAACUACAGUUUCGCGGAGAAGCAAACACAAUCUUAGAAAAAGGGCCAUGCGCAUCUUUUUCAACUUGUCGACAGAUUCCUACAGUGCCGGCGCUACCAGUAGAACCGGAGCUAGUAGUUCCUGAUCUACGCGCGGAAUCCGGCUUGAUUCGUCUAGGGGAGAGCGUUUCAGGCGGGAUACAGAGUGGCAAGGCGUGUGAACUUGAGAAGCAAAUGGUCAAGAUCCAUCGACUAGGUCACAUUGAGUUCUACAACUGUACAAGCAUACAAGACAUCGAGACUAAGAUCUUCUGCGUCGCUGGAAGCCUUAAAGGCUCGGAGCCGACUGCGUGGCUGACUUGUUGUGAGGUGUUAUCCACGCCGUUGGAUGAGGAGGUUGUGGUGGAAGUACAAUUGAUGCAGCCACCGGUCAACCCUUGGAAAAUCGAAGCAAGCGGCGCAGCUGUCACAAAGUACGAAACAGUAGAGCAUAUUCAUGGGACUCUGCGGUUCUCUCUUCGUGACGCCGUUCCCAUUGCAGGCGCUGUUCCGCCGCCUCCACCGAGACAAGUCCGUGCUGCGGAAGAUAAGCCGAAAAAUCAGAAGAGGCAUAAGCCGUUUCCGCACGCUCCUAGUUCACCUCGUUUUGCGGAGACGCACACUGAAGACAAAGCUGGGCUUCGCCGGGCAAUGAUGGGCGUGAACCAGGCGAGAAGAGUUCGUGAAGAUUUGGAUUGGUUGUUUGGUGGUUUGGGUAAGCCAAACCAGGCAGAGGUGGUUGACAACAUAGCCGAUGAUGAAGAUUUGAAGAAGAUGAGUGAUAUUGCCUUCGAAGUUUUGGUGGAGCAGGCCAGAGUGCGUAAGCAAAAAAGAGAACAGCGCACCGUCGUGGGGCAACAGUAUUGACUAUUAUUGUUCAUAGAUAUUCACUGAGUUUUUCUACUUGUUUUUGUCAUUAAAACGCAAAUCUCAAAGUUCUUGUCGUCCCUUAUCUUACUCUUGUGGGGUAACAUUUCUAACUUGAAUCUUUUUUACAGGUCGCAAGCGCCAGAGGCUAGCGGAGCAGCAAACGCGGAUCCUAGUUCCACACUUAAAUCAGCGAAUCCAUUACGAGGAGCAACAGACGAAGAACGAGCUGCCCACCAGAAAAAAUUGGAACUAGCAAGACUAGAGUUGUUUGAAGCCGAUCGUGAUGCAGCAAUGGCGCUUCCACUGGGGUAUGGUUGCAAAUUAACCAGUUGGAUGGACGGCGUCAAGGUCACUCCUCCGGAAGAGCGUGAGGCGACUUUAAGAAGUCUGAAGAUGCGGCUAAGUCGUAAAUCAGCUCCUGCCCUUUAUGGCGAAAAAGGUGCGCGCAUGACAGGAGUGUGCUGGGCGCAGUGGGUGGAAAAGGUUUUAGAAAUGAAGCCAAUACUGAAGACGGACUAUUUUUCCAACGAGGACAGUGAUCCCAAAAUGUGUGAUGAUGCAGAGAAGUACGCUUGCAAGGUUCUCUCAAAGCAUGUUCGGCCGGCAAUAAAUGAGGCAAAAAAGCACUUUGAUAGAGAGCUGAAGGACGACCUUGAUAAGAGGGCUAAAGCAUAUGUGCAAGUAGAAUCGUAUCAGAAAGUUCCGAAUCAUCUCGUUUUCGUGGAUUUUUUUCUUACCAGAAACGUGGAGAAUGUAGAAGGAGUAGACGACUCAUCCGACAGCGAUUAGACUCACUGACUUAUAUGAAGAUUUGAAAAAACUCGAGCAAAUGAAUACCAGAAGCACAUACAACAACUCGCGCUCGCAUGUAGUGGCAUCGAUUUCGAAG